Molecule: messenger RNA, 7118 nt
Organism: Tyto alba (common barn owl)
Lineage: Eukaryota; Metazoa; Chordata; Aves; Strigiformes; Tytonidae
Gene: LMTK1
Product: apoptosis associated tyrosine kinase
Exons: 14
Coding region: 65-4786 (1573 amino acids)
Biological process (GO): peptidyl-tyrosine autophosphorylation; brain development
Molecular function (GO): protein tyrosine kinase activity; ATP binding
Source: RefSeq, a predicted model, not a curated record
CGCCGCCGUGCCCAGCGCGGGGCCAGCGGCAGCCGGCGGCCGUGAGGCUCCCGCCGCCGCUGCCAUGGGCCGCCUCCCCGCCGCCGCUGCCAUGUCGGCCGCUUUCCUCAGCCCCAGCCUCGCCUUCAGCUCCCACUUCGACCCCGACGGCACCCCCCUUAGUGAGCUCUCCUGGUCCUCCUCGCUGGCCGUGGUGGCCGUUUCCUUCUCGGGGCUCUUCACCUUCAUCUUCCUCAUGUUGGCCUGCCUGUGCUGCAAGAAGGGGGACAUCGGCUUCAAGGAGUUUGAGAACGCCGAGGGGGACGACUACGUGACGGAGCUCUCGGCCCAGGGCUCGCCUGCCCCCCAGCAUGGCCCCGAGGUCUACGUCCUGCCCCUCACCAAGGUCUCCCUGCCCAUGGCCAAGCAGCCGGGGCGCUCAGUGCAGCUCCUCAAAUCGGCGGACCUGGGGCGGCAGAGCCUGCUCUACCUGAAGGAGAUCGGGCACGGCUGGUUCGGCAAGGUGUUCCUGGGGGAGGUGAACUCGGGCAUCAGCAGCACCCAGGUGGUGGUGAAGGAGCUGAAGGCGAGCGCCAGCGUGCAGGACCAGAUGCAGUUCCUGGAGGAGGCUCAGCCCUACAGGGCCCUCCAGCACACCAACCUGCUGCAGUGCCUGGCCCAGUGCGCCGAGGUCACCCCGUACCUGCUGGUGAUGGAGUUCUGCCCGCUGGGUGACCUGAAGGGGUACCUGCGGAGCUGCCGGGGGGCCGAGGCCAUGACCCCGGACCCGCUGACGCUGCAGAGGAUGGCGUGCGAGGUGGCCUGCGGUGUCCUGCACCUCCACAGGAACAACUACAUCCACAGCGACCUGGCCCUGCGGAACUGCCUGCUCACCGCCGACCUCACCGUCAAGAUCGGAGACUAUGGGCUCUCGCACUGCAAGUACAAAACCCUGCAUACUUGGCAGGACGACUACUUCGUGACGGCCGACCAGCUGUGGGUGCCGCUGCGCUGGAUCGCGCCCGAGCUCAUCGACGAAGUGCACGGCAACCUGCUCAUCGUGGACCAGACCAAGUCCAGCAACGUCUGGUCGCUGGGCGUCACCAUCUGGGAGCUGUUUGAGCUGGGCAGCCAGCCCUACGACCACUACUCCGACCGGCAAGUGCUCGCCUACGCCAUCAAGGAGCAGCAGCUCAAGCUGCCCAAGCCCCAGCUGAAGCUCUCGCUGUCGGAGCGCUGGUACGAGGUGAUGCAGUUCUGCUGGCUGCAGCCGGAGCAGCGCCCGACGGCGGAGGAGGUGCACCUCCUGCUCUCCUACCUCUGCGCCAAAGGGGCCACGGAAGCGGAGGAGGAGUUCGAGAAGCGCUGGAACUCCAUGAAACCCAACGGCAGCGCCAGCACCAGCCACCAUGGCCCCGAGCUCUCCUCCUUCCCGCUGCUGGAGCAGUUCUCGGCCGACGGCUUCCCCUCGGAUGGGGACGACAUCCUCACGGUCAUGGAGACCAGCCACGGCCUCAAUUUUGAGUACAAGUGGGAGCACACCAAGACCGAGCACUUCCAGGCGCCCUUGGGGUCCCUGAGCCCCAGCAGUGCCGCCCGCUACCACGACCUUUACUACCCGGCCACGACCGCGGGGCGCCUGAGCCUGGGGGUCUCGCCUUCCUGCUACGAGUGCAAGCCGGCGGGCUGCCCCGGCUUGCCGGCACCCGGCGUGGUGCCCAUCCUGGGCGCCCACAGCCCCUCGCUCGGCAGCGAGUACUACAUCCGCAUCGAGGGGCCCGGGGAGGGCAGCGCCGAGCUGGACUACGCCAUGUGCGCCUACAGCCCGGCGGGCGAGCGGGGGUCCCCGCGCCCCCCGUCCUGCUGGAGAGCCCAAGGUGCCCGGAGCGGCAGCGCCUACGACUCUGACAGCAGUCCCACCGUCUCCCUCAGCAUGGAGCCGCUGCUGGGCCACGCGCCGGUGGGCGAGGGGUCCUGGGAAUGCGCCGAAUAUUACCCUUACCCCUGCCCGGGGCAGGAGCCGCGGGGCUACGAGCCGUCCCCCAGCCACGGGGCUGAGGGGUACCUGCUGGAGGAGGAGCCCCCCCAGCCGGGCAGCCAGGACUGGCCCGUCCCCGCUUUCCAGCCCAGCAUCUUCGCCGACCCCCUGGGCGUCUCCCCCUCGGUGAACUGCGCCUACAGCCCCCGGGGGUACGGGGAGCGGCGGGCAGCCCCCCCGGGCGGGACCCGGCCGGAUUGCGUGGCGCUGGAGCUGGGUGAGGACAGCCCCCCCGGUGCCCCCCGCCCGCAGGGUGCGAGCCCCCCGUCUCCGCGGCAUCCCUGGGCCUCCAACAGCUCUUCCAACAACAACAUCAGCAGCGGCAGCCCGGCGUCCCGCGAGGCCCCGGCCGGAGACAGCUGGUGCUACCGCCGCAUGAUCACCUUCCGGGGGCUGAUGGCCAAGCCGCUGGGCACCGUGCCACGCGGCCAGCCCCAGCUUGGGGGGUCCCCGCCGGGAUGUGACUUCCGCCGCCCGCGGCAGGAUCAGCCCCCCGGCAUGGCCGGCGGCUCCUCCUCCCCGUGCCGCUCGCCCUCCCCGUGGCGCCAGGCCUGGCACAGCCGUGACUCAUCAACCUCCGGCCGCUCGCAGGCAGCAGCGCUGGCUGGCAGCCCCGGCACGCCGUGGGGCCCCGGCACGGCCCUGCCAGCUGGAGCAGGGGCCCAGCACGAUGCCCGCCCGGACGAGAGCGCGGAGGCGAGCAGCCCUGCCCGCAGCCCGCCGCCCCACGCCACGCCUGCACCGGGGACGGGGGAGGCCACCCCCAUGGCUGGCACCGCUGCCCCGAACCCCGGCCCCCCCGCCGAGCCUGGCACAGACGGCUCCCAACCCGCGCCGGAUACCUCCGAGGUGCCCGCACCGGUGCCCGGGGAGGCUGCGGCCGAGAGCGGCCCGUGUGCUGCCGGCGACGCGGACCAGACGCCGGACAAGACCUUCUCCAGCGCCAGCUUCCCCAGCGUGGAGGAGGGGAGCGACGAGGACACGGCGGAGCUGAACUCCGGUGUCUUCACCGACUUCUCCGGGGACUACGUGGAGCGGGCGGAGGCGGCCCCGGCGUUCAAGUCCCUGCAGAAGCAGGUGGGGACGCCGGACUCCCUGGAGUCGCUGGACAUCCCCUCCACCGCCAGCUCCUGCGAGGUCUUCAGCCCCACCGCCUUUGCGCCCGCCGGCCAGCCCAAAGCCCUCGACAGCGGCUACGACACCGAGAACAACGAGUCCCCCGAGUUCGUCCUCAAAGAGCCCCACGAGCCCCGAGAGCCGGAGGCCUUCAGCCAGCUGGGGAAGCCACCCCCGGGACUGCCGGGGGGCGAGGGCGAGGGUUCGGCCCCCGAAACGCGGCUCUCCACCUCCCUCGGGGCCGAGCUGCACAGCCUCGCCGAGAAGAACCCCUACCGCGACUCUGCCUAUUUCUCGGACUACGAUGCCGAGGCCGAGCGUGGCCCCAAGGAUGAGGAGGACAGCGACGGGUCCCGGACCCCAGAGGCAGAGGAAGGUCCCCGAUCCCCUGUGCAGGACCUAGGGCGAGCACCCGGGCUGGGAGAGGACCCACUGCACCCCCCGGGGGCACCCGGCAGCCCCCCGGCAGCGCCAGGUGUUGCGAUGGCAGCGGACGUGCCGGUGGUGGGGGUUUUGGUGGGGGACUGGCAGGGGGCAGGGGUCGGGACCCCCCCGGACGGCCCCACGGGGCAGGCGCCUGGCACCGAGCAGCGACCCGCUGGCACGGGGCUAGUGCCAGGCAGCUCCCCGUGCCCCGACGGAGACGCCUGUUCCCCGGGCACUGCGUCGCCCAAGACUUUCCUCUUGACCCCGGUGCCGGCGAGCCCCGGGGAGCCGGCACCCAUCGGAGGGACCUGCGUGCCCGAGGGCACCCCUGGACUUAGGGGAGCCGUAGCCGGGGGUGAACAGACUGUGCCCCCCGCGCUGGGGCUUGGGGAACCGGGGCUGGGGACUGGGGUGGGCGAUGCGCCAGGGGGUCCCAGCACGUUGCUACCGGGGAGCGAAUCGCCCCCGGGCUUCUCCCCACUCCCGUCCACCCGGGAGCUGCAGCCGGCCGCCCCCGAGCACCGUGAGGAGCCGGAGGAGGAGGAGGAGGACACAGAGGACAGCGACGAGUCGGACGAGGAGCUGCGCUGCUACAACAUCCAGGAGCAAAGCGAGGAGAGCGAGGAGGAGCCGGCGGCCGUGCCCAUCGUGGUGGCCGAGAGCCAGAGCGGCAGGAACCUGCGCAGCCUCCUCAAGAUGCCCAGCCUGCUCUCCGAGGCCUUCUGCGAGGACCUGGAGCGCAAGAAGAAGGCCGUCUCCUUCUACGACGAUGUUACCAUCUACCUCUUCGACCAGGAAAGCCCCACGCGGGAGCUGGCUGAGCAGAGCUUCCCAGAGCCCCCCCAGCCUCCGGGGCAGCCCCCCGCCACCGACAGCCCCCCCAGCCCGGCGGACAGGCUCGGCGCCUCGGAUGACUCCUCGGAGGGCAACGUGUCAGAAGAAACCCCCCGGCUCCGUGUCGCAGGCGGCGGCUUCGAGUGGGACGACGACUUUCCGCUCGUGCCGGUGAAGCCGUCCCUGAUGGCCGCGCUGACGGGGACGCCGGCGGAGCCGGAGCCGGCCGUGCCCGCGCUGGUGCCGGUGCCGGCGCAGAAGCAGGUGCUGCCCAUCCAGUUCUCCCGGUUCACCGUCUCGCCCGCCCCGGUUUCCCGGUUCUCCAUCACCCACGUCUCCGACUCGGACAUGGGCUCCAUAGGAGGCAGCGGCGAAGACGGCGACCGGGAGUGAGCCACCCGGGACAGCGGCCGGGCAUCGCCCCGGCACCGGCGGAGGACGGUGGGGCCGGGCGCGGGGUCCGCCCGUGGGCUCCUGGACCGCGCUCUGGAGGAUUUUGGUUUUUGUUUUUUGUUUUUUUUUUGUUUUUUUUUUAGGCAGAUUUUAUCAGAAGGAGCUCGUUUGCUGCUUCGAGCGGGAGCCGGGGCCGGCGUGGCCCGGGGCCAGGCGGUGGGUGAUGGCCGUGCGUGUGAGUGCGUGUGCGGGUGGCUGCGUGCGUGUGCGUGUAUAAAAUGACAUAUAUAUAUAUAGACAUAUAUAUAUAUAUAUAUAUAUAAAUUAUAGCGUUUAAAGGGUAGUGCCCUGACCUUGCUAACAUUUGCGGCGUGUCCCCCCGCUCCCCAGUGAAGUUUCCCCCCCCCCCCCGCCCUUGGCUUCUUGCCCUCGUGUGCUCCCCGAGGCGGUGUUUGCCCCCACACCCCCCUGCUGUCCCCCCCCGCCCCCCGACACCGGGCCGUGCACUUGGCCUUGUCCCCACUGCCGGUUGCCCCACGGUGUUCCCAAGCGAGGGGCUGCUGCUUGAUGUCACCCCCAGUGCACCCACUCUCCGUGCUGGGGGUGGGCAGCACAGCUUGGGGUGGGGGGGGCCAGGGAGCUCCCCCCGCUCUUGCUUUUUGGGGUGCAGUCCCGGCCUGGCAAGGGACCCCGAGGUCUGGUGGGACCCCCCCAUCCCGCUGUGGCUGGGAGCGGCAUGGGGAGGGCUGGCGGGGGGGGGGGUGGGGGUGUCACAGAUGCCCCCAUGAGGGGCAGCCCCCCGGGGACCUGCCGACCUGACUAUUUUUGUAUUUAAAGAAAAGGAUAAAAAAAAAAAAAAAAAAAAAGAAAACAGACAAAAUGACAAACCAACCCGAACCCACCCGAAAAAAACAAAACUUGCUGUUGACUGAACCCACAUUGAUGCGAUUUUAAGUUAUUGCUGCCAAAGAGACAUAAUGAGUCGGGGGGGGGGGGAGGUGGGGGGUGGGGCAGAGGGUGCUCGCGGUUCUUUGUUCAGGUUCUUUUUUUUUUUAUUUGUUGGUUUUUUUUUUUUUUUUAAUUAAUUUGAGGCUUAGGAUAAUUGUGCAAUUCCAGCUUCCAGAAGGAAAUGGAAGUAAGCGGAGCUGAGCGAAACCUUGAAAUCAGGGCUGGUGCCUUUGGGGUCUAUAGACCAAACCCUGAGGUGAGAGAUGACCCCCCCCCCCCCGCCCCCCCCACCCCAUGUCCUGCAGCCCCCCCCCCCCAGCUCCUGCCACCCCUGCAUGUGGGGCACAUGUCCUUGUGCACGACACACGUGUGCACAGACACACAUAUGCACCCACAUGGACUGGUGCCAAGGCGGGGGCUGGGGGGGGGGGGUGGGCUGUGCCCCCCACCCUGGGCCACUGUGCCACCUUGGCACAGCUCAGGGCCCAGCCUGGGACUCGCUCUCCCCCUUCUCCCCCCGCCGGGGUCCCCAGCUGGGACCCUCUCGGUGGUCAGGGGGCUGUGCCCCCCCACCCCACAGGGGACAGCCAGGGUCCCAGGGGGACCCCAACCCCAAAAUCCCGGGCAGCUGUGCCUGCCCUGUGCCCCCCCUUCCUGUUGCUUGUCCCACAGCAGCCGGUUGACGAAUCACCGAUUGCAAUUAUUUAAGUGUUUUAUUUAAGCUCCAACCUGGCUUGUGACCCCCCCACUUCCAAGCCCCCCCCCCCCCCCCGGCCUCAGCGCUGCUCUUGCUCUUCACUGGCUGCUUUGCAGCUGGGGUGGGGGACAAUCCCCCUCCCUAGCCCACCCUGGGGUGCAGCACCCAUCGGUGUGGGGUGGUGCAGGAGCAGGAUAUGACGGGGGGGGUUGUGGGUGCUCUUCCUGCAGCACCCACGCUGCUGCACAACCUCCCCCACCCCCCCACCUCUCUGCUACCCCUGCCGGCAUUGCCGGGGGGGCUUUGCUCAGCAUUACCGGGGGGGGGGGGGGGUUUUGCUCGACCCUCCCCUCUCCCCAGGCACCCAGAGGGGUGGGGUGCUGGUCCUGGCCCCCCCAACCCUCGUGUCACCCCCCUCCCUGGGCCUCCCCCCCCACAGCCCGGGUUUGGUCUAUGGCGCCGCAGGUCCCUGCCUCUGGAGGGCAGCAUGAGGACAGAGCUGUGUCUUGGAUAUAUAUAUAUAUAUAUAUUUUUUUUUUUUUUAAUAGAAAGGCUAUUAUUACAUUGUCUAUUUUAUCAAUACGGGUCAUAAUUGCUGUAUUUUUUAUCAGUGCUGAUUUCCAUACAGCUCCCAGCAUGUGUGUCAAAUAUCAUCGGGCCAAUAAUAAAGUUUUUAAAAUAUCUUAA